This is a messenger RNA of Colletotrichum truncatum, 984 nucleotides long. RefSeq lists its product as uncharacterized. The record is from RefSeq and is a predicted model, not a curated record. Lineage: Eukaryota; Fungi; Ascomycota; Sordariomycetes; Glomerellales; Glomerellaceae.
AUGCCCCCUUUGCGGCCUUGGGGACCCAUUUUUGAAGAGAUUACUCUACCUCAGACUAGGAUGUCCUCGACUGUCUUCUCAAUGCUGCCCACAUCCCUUCAGUCACGGCUGCCGCCGCUGCGGUCCAUCCGCAAGAGCGCGAGUAUGCAAACCCUAACCUCAACCAGGCAGUCUCACACCCGAUCUCUCUCCGGCCUCGACGGCGUACAUCCCAACAUCACUCAAGCCCGGAUUAUCUCGGAGAGCACGGAGGAGCACAUGCUAGUAGCCACCGAACAUCACCAGUCGCGGACGUUUGAGGUCCGAUCCGCGGCCGACAAGCACGAGCAGCAACGGCAGCAAGCCGAGCAGUACGAGCAACAGCAGGCUGCUAGCCAGUGCUCAAAUGUGGAUUGGCGAUUUGCCCAGCAAGGUCUGGCAUUGAUUGCCGUGGCUCAGGACGAAUUGCGCCGUCCCUCAAAGCGCCCAGCAGUCGACUUUGAGCGGAAAGCUUUCCUCGAUGGUGUCGAAUACAUUCUCAAGGCACUACCCGCUGAUCUGAACGAGCAUGAGCUACACCGUCUUCGCACAUCAACGCCAUCCAACUUCAUUCCCCCGUCCAGUCCUGGCGGCCGGGCAUACUCGCCGUCUCGCGGAGCGAAUGGCGGAAGAUCGAUCCUUCACCGAGGUGUUCAGACCGCCGUCGUCAAUAUUUUCAUCCUCCUUCACCUAGCACUGCCAUAUAUCAUCCUCUUUCUGAGGUUAGCGGCUCGCACAGAGAGAGAGUAUAGGAUAUCUGAGAAUCUUGUGGGCGCCGGUAUGAGUUUUGCGAAUGCCGUCGGCAGUAAAGGCAUGAGAAUAACUGGAGCUUUAUGCAACGUGGGCGAUGGUAGAGUUGGCCAGGCACUCACAGAAGCCAUCGCUUGGACUGUUGAGGGCUUCACAGGUGGUCUAUCCGAUGGCGUUGGCGAGGGCCUUACCAUUGUGGGCGCGAAGCGACAAUGA